AUGGCGGGCUCGCCACCGCCUAGCACGUCACCCUGGAAACCCCUCCAAAGAAGCCGCAGACCCCAGCUCUCCCUCCCACCACUCCACCACAAGCUCAUCACAACUACCGACAAGUCCGCCCGCCUGACCCUCCAUGUCACAGACCUGACGACCCUCUACACCGCCACGCUCAGCCACUCCGCCAUCACCGCCGAAGCCACGCGCAGCCACUCGCCCAUCGACCCGGCCGAAAGCGCCAAGCAAUUUACUGUGUUGCUCACCUACCUCUCCCAAUCCCUCGCGGGACAGGGCAACACCCUCGCCCGCAGCGACGACGACGAUGAUGAUGAAGAGACCGCCAAUCUCGCCCUGCGCACUUCCAUUGCGCUCCCCAAGCCCUUGCCCCCCCUAACAUUCACGUUCCGGCUCACGCGCCAAUCGCCUGCGGCGUUUUCGGGCAUCGUGCUCCGGCCGGCGCUGCAUGCGACGCAAGUUCUUAGGGGGAAGCUCCAGAAGUUGUUGGAGGUGGUGAGGGAUAAGGAUCAUGUGAUUGCGAGGUUGUUGGAGAGGGUGGGGAGUCAAGCGAGUGGGGAUAUGAGUUUGGUGUUUCCGACUUUGACGGGGAGGAAGGGGAGAGGGGGGGAGAAGGUUGGGGUGGAGGAGGCGGGGAGGUGGGUGCCUGGGUUGAGGGAGUUUGAUGGGGAGGAGUGGGAGGGGGAAGAGGGGGAGGGGGAUGGUGUUGAUGGGUUGGUUUUGCAGGGUGCGGCGGAGGGGAAUGUGGAGAGUGAGGAUUGGGUUGGGAGGUUGCCUGGCUUGGAGGCCUUAGAGGACGGAGGCAAAGAGAAGGCGGGGUUGAGUAGGCAGGUGACGAAGGAGACGACGAUGGCCCCGCAGAUGGAGCAAUCGGAUGAGGAUGCUACGGACAGUGAGGAUGAGUUUGAGAGACAGCCCACGCCGCCGAGCGCAAGGAAAGGGGGUAGGACUACGGCGUCGCCUCAGGCAACGACGAAGGAGAAACGGCCCACAAAGUCUCCGGAAACGUCGUCAGACGACAGCGAUGCGCCACCAGCUAAGAAACAGAAGACUUCGGCGGCGGAUGGAAAACGAGGCACCAAACUGGGCGGUCUGGGACGCAACAAGACGGGAGCAAGUGUCACACCAGCGCAAGACUCUUCCUCCCCGGAACCCGAAGCACAGCACCGGCGACGUCAGCCGUCUACAUCCCCCGCAUCUGAAGGCAGGCGAGCCUCCAACGCUUCCACGGCUACAGCAACCGAAAGCGACGAUGAGCCGCAACCGCUGUGGCCUACCACACGCUCCAACGCCAGAGAUCAGCACCAGUCCAGCUUCCCACCCGCCUCCUCCCCGCCCGCGACGCGCGCAACAUCCAAACCCCCGCGUCUCGGCGGCUUGAAGGGCAAGCCGAAGCCCAAACCUGCCGACUCGGCCACUUCCACACCUUCCCCCGAGCCAGUGUCGCCGGUCAAGAGGUCAGAGUCGGUGUCGACAACGCCCUUGGCAAGGAAAGGGAAGCUCGGACGCCUCGGCGUUGGGCGGAGAACGCGCACGCCAUCCGUCGAGCCCGAAGCAACGCGGAAUUCGCCGGCACAACCAGCUUCGGAGACGCCGACGCAUAGGUUGGGCAAGUUGGGGAUGCGCCGUAAGGGGAUGGGACGGGGGGCGACGCCGGAGAUGGAGACUGUCGAAGAGACUGAGGGUGGACAUGGUAGUAGGCAGUCUUUAUCCGAAGAAGAGGAGGAUCUAGACCAGGGAUCCACCGCGAAUCAACGUCACAGCGCGCGUCAAUCUGGCACGGCGGCGGCAGAGCUACAUAGGGAUACCCAGCAUCGACCAAUCACGGAGGAGGCGAAGAGUCAGCAUAACGGCAGAAAGGGGCAAGACACAGAGCAGGAGGAUGAGGUUUCCAGAGACAGAGAGCCUGAGACGGCCGAGCAGGCGGCGGCAAGGAGGCGGGCGGAGUUGAAGUCUACGGCGGCGAAGGCGCCGGCGAAGAAGAAGCGGCGCUUUUGA
Molecule: messenger RNA, 2010 nt
Organism: Cyphellophora europaea CBS 101466
Lineage: Eukaryota; Fungi; Ascomycota; Eurotiomycetes; Chaetothyriales; Cyphellophoraceae
Exons: 1
Coding region: 1-2010 (669 amino acids)
Biological process (GO): double-strand break repair via nonhomologous end joining
Cellular component (GO): nucleus; DNA ligase IV complex
Molecular function (GO): DNA end binding
Source: RefSeq, a predicted model, not a curated record